Molecule: messenger RNA, 882 nt
Organism: Helobdella robusta
Lineage: Eukaryota; Metazoa; Annelida; Clitellata; Rhynchobdellida; Glossiphoniidae
Exons: 1
Source: RefSeq, a predicted model, not a curated record
AGUGCUAUAGUUGUAAAAAACUCUUGUUGUGUUUUCAAGUCCUGGAGUGCUAUAGUUGUAAUAAACUCUUGUUGUGUUUUCAAGACCUGGAGUGCUAUAGUUGAAAUAAACUCUUGUUGUGUUUUCAAAUCCUGGAGUGCUAUAGUUGAAAUACACUCUUGUUGUAUUUUCAAGACCUGGAGUGCUAUAGUUGUAAAAAACUCUUGUUGUGUUUUCAAGUCCUGGAGUGCUAUAGUUGUAAUAAACUCUUGUUGUGUUUUCAAGUCCUGGAGUGCUAUAGUUGAAAUAAACUCUUGUUGUGUUUUCAAAUCCUGGAGUGCUAUAGUUGAAAUAAACUCUUGUUGUGUUUUCAAAUCCUGGAGUGCUAUAGUUGUAAUAAACUCUUGUUGUGUUUUCAAAUCCUGGAGUGCUAUAGUUGAAAUAAACUCUUGUUGUGUUUUCAAAUCCUGGAGUGCUAUAGUUGUAAUAAACUCUUGUUGUGUUUUCAAGACCUGGAGUGCUAUAGUUGAAAUAAACUCUUGUUGUGUUUUCAAAUCCUGGAGUGCUAUAGUUGAAAUACACUCUUGUUGUAUUUUCAAGACCUGGAGUGCUAUAGUUGUAAAAAACUCUUGUUGUGUUUUCAAGUCCUGGAGUGCUAUAGUUGUAAUAAACUCUUGUUGUGUUUUCAAGUCCUGGAGUGCUAUAGUUGAAAUAAACUCUUGUUGUGUUUUCAAAUCCUGGAGUGCUAUAGUUGAAAUAAACUCUUGUUGUGUUUUCAAAUCCUGGAGUGCUAUAGUUGUAAUAAAUUCUUGUUGUGUUUUCAAGACCUGGAGUGCUAUAGUUGAAAUAAACUCUUGUGUUUUCAAGUCCUGGCGUGCUAUAGGAGGAAAUAACUGUUGUUAG